Vespula pensylvanica (western yellowjacket) is the source of this 1590-nucleotide messenger RNA. Its product is annotated as tether containing UBX domain for GLUT4. The transcript has 7 exons. The record is from RefSeq and is a predicted model, not a curated record. Lineage: Eukaryota; Metazoa; Arthropoda; Insecta; Hymenoptera; Vespidae. Gene Ontology annotation, biological process: signal transduction. The coding region runs from base 50 to 1510 and encodes 486 amino acids. Gene Ontology annotation, molecular function: protein binding.
CUGUUUACUGUGUGGUUCGUUGCGUGACCACUUCAGAUUUCAAUCUAGUAUGGCGGCAAAUAAAAGUGUCAUUGUUCUUACACCCGACGGUCGUCGACAGAAUGUUCAAGUUACUCCAAAUACAACCAUUUUACAAGUGUUGGAAGAAGUUUGCCAAAAACAUGGAUAUAAUGCAAACGAUUACGAUAUUAAGCACUUCAAUAAGAUAUUAGAUGUAAAUUCCAUAUUGCGUUUUACUGGUUUAUCUAAUAAUGCACGGGUGGAAAUGGUACCUUGUAAAAAGCCACGUAAUACGUCCAAAGUUACAGUGGGUAUACUAUUAGAGAAUGGUGAACGAUUAAUGAGUGAUUUUUUACCAGAUGUCACUUUGGCACAAGUUUUAACGACCAUAUGUCCUAGUGAAGAUCGCAAAACUGCAGUAAUAAUAUAUAUGCAUCGUGAGGUACAUGGUCAAGCUUUAGAAGAAAUGACUUUGAAAUCAUUAGGUCUUACUAGCGGUAAAGCUAUGUUACGGAUGAUACAUCGUGAUUUAGUACAAUUAAAAACACAAGCACAUGUAUCUACAACUUUAAUACCAAAAUCUUCAAAACACAUAGAUGAUGAUUAUACUAAGCAUAAUAAACAAAGGAUUUCCUCGACAUCUUAUGAAGACAAAGCAUUAGAUCCUAUUGCAUUGUUGAAAGAAGAAAGAAAUAAAAUGAGGUCACAAGAUUUUAAGCACAUAGAAAACAUUAGAACAAAAGAAGAAAAAAAGUCGGACAAUAAUACGGAUAGGGAUAAUGCUACGAAUACUUAUGAUCGUCAAGAACUGUCAAAGUAUAAUGACAUAAAGGACAAAUUUAAUACAAAUUUGUAUUCAAAUGCAGAAGAAGAGAUAAAUAUAGAGUUUUUGGGAGAACGAAAUGCAUUAGUAUUUGAUCAAGCUGUAGCACAAGCAUUGCCAAAAAUUGAAUUACCAGAUAGUUUUUUCGAUUUGACAGUCGAAGAUGCAAAGAUACUUUUACGAGAUGCUAAACGAAGGAGAGAAGAGCUAGAGGAAGCACCACUUUUGACUGAAGCUCAACGUCAACUUGAACAAGAUAAACGUAUAUUAGAACAACUGAAUAAAUAUCGCAGGACAGUGAUUCGUAUUCAGUUUCCAGAUCAAUUGGUUUUCCAAGCUUGUUUUAAACCUAUAGAAUCUGUGCAAGUUAUUAAGGACUUUAUCAGAAAUUAUUUAUGCGACACAUCUUGUGACUUUACUCUUUAUACUGCUCCACCAAAACAUAUUUUAAAUCCAGAAGCACGAUUAAUAGAUGAGAACCUUGUACCAUGUGCUAUUAUAUAUUAUUCUGGAACAUCAUCUUUAAAAUCAUCUGUAAAAGAAAAAUUAAUAGAUCCUAGAAUUGCCAAUAUACAAGCAAUUAAAUCAAGAAUGACUUUAAUAUCUGAAGAAAAAAUUAAAACGGAUAAAGAACAAAGUAAAGCAAUCAAAGAUAUCACAGCUGCUCCAGGACCCAGUGGUUACUAAUUGUUCAAAACAAAAUAAAUGAUAAUUAUAUUAUAGAGCAAAUAAAGUAAUAUAAUAAAUAAAUUUGUAUUUAACAAAGA